CAUCAGUUCACAGCCGUUGCCGCAAUUGAACGGACAUACAAAAUUCGCGAGUUUUAGUUAACGAUGGGUCUGCGUAAUUCCAAGUCGAAAAAGAGCUAUGAAGUAGCCGCUGCCGGCACACAAAAACAAAGGAAGGCCUCGAGUAAAAGUUCUCGGUCAACUAAUGGGAAAAUUGAGAGUUCACCCACUCAAUCAGAGGCUUCAAGACCCAUCCCGGCAAUAGAAGAUAUCAACUUGGGACCAGAAUGGCUAAAUAAAACGCAAUUUGAGGAAUUACUCACCGCAAAUGUCGCCCAGUUCUCAAAGAUAGUGGGUUUCCGGGUGAAACCCGCCAUGGCUCCCGGAGAAAACUACGCCACUCAAAUGCUGAGGAUCAGCAUAGAUGUGGAACUCACUGACAAGAGCAACAAACUGGUCUCCUUCAUGAUGAAGGUACCACAUAAAACUCCCCAAAUGGAACAAAUGCUGGCCAUGGUCAACUUCUUUAACAGCGAGAAUGCAGUCUACUCGGAUAUAUUGCCUAAAUUGGAGGAGCUUUACAAGUCCAAAGGUCUGGACAUAACUUUCGCACCCAAAGCAUUUAAAUUGGACUCCGAAAAAGAACCCAACUUAGCCAACACAGUGCUCAUGAAUGAUAUGAGCCAGGAUGGUUUCAAGAACUUAAAUCGCCUGGAGUGCCUCAACUUGGAGCAAACAAAGUUUGCCCUGAAAAAACUUGCCCAGUUCCAUGCGGCAUCUGCCAUGAAUGUUCAGGUGAAUGGACCCUAUGCAGAUGUGUUCGUCAAUGGAGCUUUUGGUGGCAACAAGGAGGUUUUGAUGGCAUUUUACGAAGGAAUGAUAGCCUCUUUCCGGACGGCUUUUAUGGCCAACCUAAAAAACUUUGAGAACGGCGAAGACUUUCGGGAGAAGCUUGACGCAGCAUUUUCGAAGAUCACUUUGGACUUUGAAAAUCUAAUGAAGAGCGAUCCCACCGAGUUCAAUGUACUGAACCAUGGCGAUUGCUGGAUGAACAACCUGCUGUUUAAGGUCGACUCUAGGGGGGAAGUGGAAGACAUGGUGUUUGUCGACUUCCAGAACCCCAAGUACGGCUCUCCCACCCAGGACCUGUUCUACCUUCUACUCACCUCGGUGCACAUAGACUUCAAGCUGGAUUACUUCGACUUCUUCAUCAGGCACUAUCACGAACAGUUGAUCAAGCACUUGAACCUCUUGGGUUUCACCGGUAAGCAGCCUUCGCUUAGGGAGCUACACAUGCUGAUGUACAAGUACGGAAGUUGGGCCUUCUUCCCCUCGAUAUCCGUGCUGCCAGUGGUGCUCCUGGAUCCCAGCGAGUCAGCCACCUUUGACAAUUUCCUUAGCGACAACGAAGAUGCCACCAAGUUCAAGAACCUCCUGUACGCCAAUAAGCGCUACAAGGGCUACAUCGAAAAGAUUCUGCCCUGGCUGGACAACAGGGGUCUCUUGGAGGCCUACACUCAGUCCACCUUAACAGAAUCGCAGUCUUUGGAACAGUCAGUGAAUUCCAACCAGAUAUUAGACUGGCUCAGUGUUAGCGACUUUGAAGAUAUAAUCUCCUCCUCUGAACCCGAGUUUGAAAAGAUUUUGGGAGGUGAUUGGAGUUCGGCAACGAAGCCAGGGGACAACUACGCUUCUAAACUUCUUAAAGUUGAUAUACAGGCACAACUAAAAGAUAAAAGUGUGAAGACGUUCUCGUACAUACUGAAAGUGCAACCACCGAAAACCGUUGAUAACUUCACCGACAUUAAUAUGUUCCCCAAGGAAAUGGAGAUGUAUCGCAAAUAUGUUCCUGCGUUCGAGAAACUCUAUAAGGAUGCCGGCUUGGCAAUCACAUUUAGUGCGAAAUCAUUCGUGCUAAAUAAACCUGUCAAGGAAGAAUAUCUGCUAAUGGAGAAUCUCCAGACAAGUGGCUUUAAGAUGGCCGAUCGCAUGAAGGGAUUGGACCUGGAGCAUUCCAAGAGCUCACUUAAGAAGCUGGCCCAAUGGCAUGCGGCUUCCAUUAAAUAUAAGGAGAUCAAUGGACCCUACACCCCGCUGUACAGCGAUGGAAUUUAUAUUGAACAGACGAGAGACCUAUUCCAUAAUAUGUUUGCGCAGGCGAAGAAUUCGUACAUUGAGAUUGUUGGAAAGUUUGAGGGCGCCGAGGAGUAUCUGCCCAAGCUGUCAUGGAUUUUGGACAACCAUGUAGACCAGAUUAUUGAAGAUGCCAAAAUCAAUGAGGCAGAGUUCAAUGUACUCAAUCAUGGAGAUGCCUGGGUAAACAACAUUAUGUUUCAAUACGACUCUGAAGGGAAUCUCAGGGAAACCUUAUUGCUGGAUCAUCAGAAUACUAAAUACGGCAAUCCAGCUCAAGAUCUUUACUACUUCCUUAUGAGCUCUGCAGAGUUGGAUAUCAAAGUCGACCAGUUUGAUUAUCUGAUCAGGUGGUAUCAUGAAAAUUUAGUGAAGCACACAAAUUUGUUGAAAUACAAUGGAUUUGUACCCUCUCUAAGUGAACUGCACACUAUUUUGAUAGAACAUCCCGCUUUCGCUGUUGGCACAGUAAUCAGUACCUUAACCAUUUGCCUCAACCAGACCGACGAGGCCUUUAAUCCUGAAGCCUUUUUCGUCGAAACGCCGGAAUCCGAAGCAUUUAGAUUGCAGCUUCUUGGCAACGAGCGUUACAAAGCCCAUAUUGAGCGGGUUAUGCCUUGGCUUAAUAGGAGGGGCCUCCUUGAUCCUUAAAAGAGCUACCCUAAAUGUGAUAUUUUUUAUAUAAAAUAGAAAGAAACCAUGAAACAAUUGUUGAUAUUUGUAAAUAUCUGAACAA
Drosophila rhopaloa is the source of this 2827-nucleotide messenger RNA. RefSeq lists its product as uncharacterized. The record is from RefSeq and is a predicted model, not a curated record. NCBI's taxonomy places the organism in Eukaryota, Metazoa, Arthropoda, Insecta, Diptera, Drosophilidae. The transcript has 7 exons. The coding region runs from base 64 to 2742 and encodes 892 amino acids.